AUGAGUAGGAAAAGAGCCGAGUCAUUAAAAAGUUUGUCACUUCCCAGUGCUACCCGCCCCCAGACCGAAAAAGAAAUGGCGACAAUGCAUAAUUACAGAGAAAGUGGAAUUCUCCUUCUUUCUUUAACCCAAUCUCGACAAGCUUGGACAAGUUCAAUUUUGAAGAAGUUUUCUAGCAAGCAAGAUGUUGUUUAUCACCCUGCUUUACCUGAAAAUACAUGUCAAGUUGCGAACGUUUCACUCCUGGGAAAAUGCCAUAUAACCAUAGGGCCCCAUACUUUUUAUGACACCAAGAUCUAUGAAGCUGUAUAUGAAAAAGAUGCAAAGAAUAUAGAAUUUCAAAGUGGAAGUUCACAAAGCCAGACAAACUCUCAAUUUCCAACGUUAAUUCAAACAACUUCACAUCCAUAUGUACAACUUAACAACACGCAAUCUAUAGUAGCAACACCCUCAUUAUCCAAUUCACAGACUUUACCAACUAAGACAAAUUCAUAUUCAGCAACAUCACGACCAAUACAACCGGCAAUACAACCGCGACCACUAUCUCAGUCACCUCAAUUGCAAGUACCGAUUCAACCACGAGUAGUAAUACCCAGGAUACCUACUCGUUCAACUCCUCCCAAUUCAAUUAUUCCGUCUUCUACAGUUCCAAUUUUAUCCAAUUCAAUCAUUUCAUCAUCUAUUUCAUCUUCUACUACUCCAACUUCAUCAAAUUCGAGUAUUCCUUCUUCUAUUCCUUCUUUUACACCUUUCUCUACUGCAUCACUUUCAUCAAACAUAAAUGUUCAAAGUAUAAAUGCUUUAAUGCCCACUAAUACAUCAUUAUCUACUAAUGGAAAUGUUCAAAACGGACCAAGGACUAUACCAUCACCAAAUUUACCCGCUUUACCUGCUAAUUCUCAACUCACAGCAUUAAUGCAAACAGUACUUCAGACUGUUAAUCCAACUCAAAUCUUGGCUAUUCAAGAACAUUUAAGACAACCACAGGCGGCAACUCAUAUGACUCAGGAACAAAAGAAUGCAUUGAUAAUUUCGAGAAGUAGACAAAUAGUUAGAUAUGAGGUUUUACUGGAAUUUAAAGAAAAUAAAAAUGAUAAAUGGUUAUUCCCGAAAGAAACGAUUCUGGAAGCUUUGUCAAUGUCAGAACCUUAUGAUGUUUUAGCUUCUUUUUAUCUUCCCCAAAAUGAUGAACCAACGAGUGGUAAACAAAUCCAUCAACCUGUUACUAUGCAUCUUACAAAUUUGACACAAGCGACAUGGGAUGCAUUACAAAAAGCUACUAAUGAUGUAGCAUCUGUAAUUCAAUCAAUGGCAACAAAGAUGAAUACCAAACCCCCUCGUGUAUAUUUACAACAUUGUUUACCCUGUGAUUACCCGGAAGAAUUAUUGGAGGCAAUCGGACAAAAAGUAUCCAAAUUAGAUGGAACAUUAAUUAUUGAUACGAUAACAUCGCCAAAAGAAAAAAAACGUAAAAAAGAAGAUAAAGAAAAGGAUGUAGAAGUGGAAGUAGUCAUUGAGACCCGCAGCAAGGAUAUUAAAGAUGGUAAAGAUAUAGAUACGGAAGUUCCUGAAAUUUCCGAAGGAAGAGCUACUAAAAAAAUAAAAUCAACAUCAAAAAAUACUGAAGGUGGCAGAACGACGUCAAGGGCAUCGACUUCUAGCGCACCAAAAAAAUCAAAAUCUGUACCUAAUCUAGCAGCAUCAUCUACUUCAGCCUCAAGUGGAGGCAAUAAAAGGUGUGCUUACUGUUUUUGUAAAACUACACCUAUGUGGAGAAGAGGACCUGACGGAGCUGGAACUUUGUGCAAUGCUUGCGGAGUAAAAUGGAAACAAGGAAAGAUUUUACAGGGACCAAAUGCUAGUCGAACUGCGGAGGGAGACGCAAAUAAUGCAGCAUCGAGUUCUAAAUCCCGAAAAUAUUCGUUAUCAGCAGUACCUUCAGCAAAAUCUAAAAAGAAGUCAGGUAGAUCACUUUCAAUGAGUGAAGGUGCGGGUGCGUUAACAUACAUUGGUAAUGAUGAUGGUCGUGAAAAGGUCUCAGAAACUUCAGGGGGGGGAUUUACAAACAGUGGUUCACAAAGGAUUGGGUUAGGCAAAAGAGCAUCUACAAAGAAAGCGAUUACAUCCACUGUUCUAGGUGAAUUUGCGGCGUCACCAGACGCUGAAUCUCCAGACAAUGUAACAAGUCCUUUACGUUCACCUUCGGUGAUUCCACCAUCAGGAUUACCAACACCACAAGUUACUGUAGUACCAACGACAUUAAUUCCAACAUCAUCACGUACCACAUCUAUAACGUCACAAGGAAUAGGAGUAGGAGGAUAUCCAAUUAAUUUAAAAUUGAAUUCGAUAUUAUUUGGUACUGGAGGAGGAAGUACAUAUUUUUCCCAACCAAAUUGUUCAGCUGAAGUUUUUGAAAAUUAUUUAAAAGUUAAAUUAACCAAAGAUGGAUAUGAAAAAACGGAAGUUGAUAUUUGGAAAGAAAGUAUUGAUUUUAUUGCAUUUGAAAAUGAGAGAGAUUUAGCAACAGGAUUCCCUAUUUUAGCAUUACAGGCACGCGUGGGGGAAUCAUCAUCAUCUGUCAGGAAUAAUGGAGAAAGUCGAGAUCUUAAAACUUUCUUAGAAAAAUGGCUUACUACAAAUAAUGUUAUUCUUACAUCGUCUCGUCGUAACUCUGCCGACUCUUCCGCUUCUACCGAAACAAUGUCAUCGCAAACUUCACCAAUUUCGAAUACUCCACCAACACCAAAAGAAUAUGAAAGUAAUUUGUCAGCUCUUCAAUCAGCUGUUUCUGCACUGGUUUCAGCUCAAACAGGAAGGACACAAUCUAUUGAUAGUGGUUCUAGAGCUACAAAUCAUAGGGAGUCAAAAAGAGUAGGUUCUAAACCUCCUCGACAACUUCAAUGUUUUAAUUGUGGUAUAAAAAAUACACCGCUCUGGCGUAGAACACCAGAUAGAAUGCAUUCAUUAUGUAAUGCUUGCGCUAUGGCAGAUAUACAAAUUCAAUGUGCUAAUUGUGGUCAAACCCAAACACCUUUAUGGAGAAAGAAUGAUAAAGGACAACCACUUUGUAACGCAUGUGGAUUAUAUGCUAAAUUACAUAAUAGAGAUCGACCGAUCGCUAUGCGUAAAUCUAAAAUUCAACGUAGACGUCGUGAUUGGAAUAAAUAUGGACAUAUUGAAGAAGGACAUUCUAAUGAAGAAAGUACAGAAACUUCAUCAUCAUAUUCAGGAACAAAUUAUUCACCCAAAGGACCUAUAACAUUACAUACGAUUCUUCCAAAUCAAAGACCUAUAGCACCUAUGACUAUGUCACCUAGUCUUAUGGCACCAGCACUUUUAACUUUAGCUACGGCAGCUACAUCAAUUCCUGGUUAUAUACAUCAAUCAUUUGAUGAUAGUGAUGAAACAAAAUUUAAAACUUUAGUUGAUCAAAUGUCUAAAAAACAAGUGGAAGAAGUACUAAAAGUUUUAGAGAGACGAUGUGAAAUUUUGAAAAUGGCAUUAGAAUCAUAA
Diversispora eburnea is the source of this 3513-nucleotide messenger RNA. Lineage: Eukaryota; Fungi; Glomeromycota; Glomeromycetes; Diversisporales; Diversisporaceae. The record is from the annotation of a GenBank genome assembly.